Molecule: messenger RNA, 2533 nt
Organism: Malaya genurostris
Lineage: Eukaryota; Metazoa; Arthropoda; Insecta; Diptera; Culicidae
Exons: 4
Coding region: 688-1845 (385 amino acids)
Source: RefSeq, a predicted model, not a curated record
UACCAUGCAUAGGCACAAUUCUUUUUUUUUUUUUUUUUGAAUAAAUGAAGUAUGGGAUUUGAAGACAAGUUUUUGUAAAGUGGACAAUUUUUGUAGCUCACAUUUGAUUUGUUUAUUAUAUGAUGUCUCGAAGAAGACGUUAUGAUUAUUUGUCGGUUUCUAUGCUUGGAAAGAAGUACGAAACAAAGCCUAAAAAACCGGCACGUCGGUCACAAGGCAAUUUAGGUAAAGAACAGGUAUAUUUGAACGAAUUUGAAGACCGAAUCUCUCCAGAACUGACAGCAGUGCCAAGGAGCUGUAGGAAUUCAUUUGUUUUUGCGUCGACAAAUGAAACAGCCAACCAAUCGUUGAAUCCCAAUAUUCGGCAAGAUGAAGAUAAUUUAAACCACGAUUCAUUUCAACUUUUUAAUCAAUUUGUGAGAAUAGAGACACAAAAUGCUGAUGAGUUAAACAGUACAGUUGACAGUGAAAUACCCAAUGGAAUACAACACAAUGGCGAAAAUAUCGAUGAAUCAGGCAACAUUAACGAUUGGAAUGAUUUUUUAAAUGUGUUUUCGAAGAAGAAUCAUUCACAAUUUCGAGUAAAUCCGGAUAUAAUUAUAGCCGAAAUUUUGUUCUUGGUUGUGAACUACUACGUUCGUCAUAACUUGUCACAAGAUGCACUAGAAGAUUUAUUGAAAAUGCUAAAUGUUAUUAGUGGAACAAAAUGCUUCCCUGAAAAUUUUGAAACAUUCGCGUCUCAGUUACGUAAUAACCCAUAUGAUGCCAAACGUGUUUUUUUUUGUACAUUCUGUCAAAAACAAAAAAACACUUUAUCCGGUUUUCGUUACACUUAACAAUCUCCCGCCAGUACUUAGAUUCAACAAACACAACCUUUUAAUUGCUGCACUUUGGUUAUCAAAGGAAGAACCCAACCUUAAUUUACUCUACAAAUAUUUUUGCAUAGAAUUAAGAAUACUCAAGAAAGGUAUCUCGAUCGGUAAUCAAAACUAUACAGUUAGUCUUCUACAAAAUUGCGUGGAUCCUGUGGCAAGAUGUAAAGUUUUGUGUAUGAAGCAAUAUAAUGGAGACUACGGAUGUACAAUGUGUCUGCAUCCCGGAAAAGCUACUGAUGCAAGCCCAAUAAGAUAUUAUCCAAGUCAACGGUAUCCCAAACGUGACGAUGCGACCACUAGAAAAAUGAUGGAUGAAGUUCAAUUUACAGGUCAAGAAGUGCAUGGAAUAUUAGAUAAAUCAGUUUUCGUGGUUCUGCCUGAAUUCAAUAUCAUUAUAAGUCACCCUCCAGAUUAUAUGCACGCAGUUCUUCUGGGGGUUAUGAAACAGUUAUGGGCAAGUCUAACUGAAAGUGAAAAUCAUAAAGCUCCAUUUUACGUAGGACUUCGUAUGAAAGAUAUUGAGAAACGUUUUCUCUCCUUCCGACCUCCAAGCUCAUUCCCGAGGUAUCCACGUUCAUUGAAUCAAGUAAAAAAAUUCAAAGCAAACGAAUGGGAAGCCAUGUUAUUACAUUAUAUAUAUCCUAGUUUAUAUAAAAUUCUUCCUGACCAUUUAUUGAACCAUAUUAUGCUUUUAUCAUCUACAAUAUUUUUAUUAUUGGAUCCAAAUUUGUCUGAGGAAAUGAUUAAUUGGUGCGAUAAAAAGCUUAAACUUUUUGGUUGCCAAUUUGAGGCUAUUUAUGGAAUAGGACGAAUGACUUACAACGUUCAUUUGAUGUCUCAUUUAGCUGAAACUGCAUUGUAUAACUCAUCAUUGUUUCCUUAUGAAUCAGGAAACGGAAUGCUAUUAAAAUUUUGCAGUGGCAACAACAAACCUGUUCUUCAAAUCGAAAAAAAAAUAUUACUUGAAUAAACUUUGUCAAAACAGCAGGGUGCCUCAAGAUUCGGUCAUUAAGCAGUGGGUUCAGUCUAUAUGGUUCAAGAAACAUUCUAUAGUUCAGUAUAAUCCUCAAAAAAUAUAUACUGUGAAUAAUUCUACCUUCUUCGAUAAUGAUGUAACACAACGUCAUUUCAGCUAUCAUUCUAGACUGUACUACAAUCGCUUAAAUUUGUGCACAGAAGCUGCUUGCUCAGAUCUCAAAUAUGAUGAUUCAUGGAUUUGGAUCAACAGUAUUUUUUUUCGUAUUCAUGCUAUUCUAUGCGAUCAAGCAAAUAUAAUUUAUAUACUUGGCCCAAAUUUGGAUACUAUUAGUUUGUUUCCUAAUAUGUAUUCCUAUACUUUCGCGGAUGAAGUUAGAAUUAUGAAAGUUACGGAUUCUUUAAAGCAAUGUAUUAGUAUGAAAGUUGAAAUUAACGGUGAAUACAUGAGAUUCAUUUCGAUAUGCAAAAAGCAAACACAAGUUGAUUAAAAAGAACUUUUAAUAAAUAAUGUAUCAUUCUUCAAAUGCUAUUCAUGUUAAAAAGUUAGAUUGAAAUGAAAUGCCUUGUGUUCCUGCAGGUUACAUCAAAUGAAAAUAACAAUACAAAAUAAUUCGAAACCCAAAUAUGUUUACAUGUAUUACUAGCCAAUUAAAGGCCGUUAUUAUAUGCCCCAAACCGAA